CACUCGUUAUAUCAUCGCGUUUGUAUAUAAAGACCGGCCGGAUUACCAUGAAGUGACCAGUGUAAUUCGAAGCCUUGCAGACUUCUCCAGACAUCUCCAAUAAAAAAACCUACAUCAAUAUCAUCGAAAAUGCUGAAGUAUUUGCUUUUGGUUGCUUUGUGCGCGGUCGUAGCCAACUGCGAGUUGAAAACACCUUGCGCCGGCCUCUUUGAGUACACUAAACAGGAUGAAACUGGAAGAUGGGAAGGUGUUUUGAACAUCAAGAGCGAGUACACUUUGCACGGAGUUUGGAUCAGGAUCUUCUUGGAUGGAGCCGUUUCCGAUGUUAAACUUUUGGAAACCCAAGGUGAAGUGAAGAAAACUGAUGGUGAUUCCAAGGUGAAGGACUUCCUGAUCAAAAACCGCGACUUGCUGCUGAAGAAGGAUGAACCGGCUACCAUCAAAUUCUCCGUUGCUUACGAAGGCAAGAAUCCACCUGCUUUCGCUGGUUUCAGGCUGAACGCCAGGACUUUGUGUCCAGUCGGAGAGGAAUAAAAGGAUAACAAUGAUGCUUAAUUUUUAUAUUGUAUUGAAGGAAAAUACUCAUGAUGAACAAAUAAAAAAAAAUGAUGAUUUUAA
Messenger RNA from Nicrophorus vespilloides, 618 nucleotides. RefSeq lists its product as uncharacterized. The record is from RefSeq and is a predicted model, not a curated record. NCBI's taxonomy places the organism in Eukaryota, Metazoa, Arthropoda, Insecta, Coleoptera, Silphidae. The transcript has 3 exons. Bases 130 to 534 code for a protein of 134 amino acids.